Messenger RNA from Limulus polyphemus (Atlantic horseshoe crab), 2423 nucleotides. RefSeq names its product carnosine N-methyltransferase-like. The record is from RefSeq and is a predicted model, not a curated record. Lineage: Eukaryota; Metazoa; Arthropoda; Merostomata; Xiphosura; Limulidae. Gene Ontology annotation, molecular function: S-adenosylmethionine-dependent methyltransferase activity. The transcript has 7 exons. Bases 8 to 1108 code for a protein of 366 amino acids.
GGUAACUAUGGCUGAGAAUUCAGAAGGUUUGGAAAUAGACGUCGAGGAUGUUGAAGAAAAGAAACAUUUUCAACGUAUAGUAAAUGCUUUUAGAUGCUACAGACUUCACUCACUUGUUCGACUCUGCAAAACAUUAAAAUACACUAACAGUCUACCAGAAUCCCAUCAGGCCGUCUUGAAAAAUUACAAACAACACCUUGAAAAAGUGCGAGUGUCCAUAGAGCACAACUUUGAGAUCUUCAAACUCAUCAUUCGAGAUGUUGCUCAUAUGUUUGAAAAUGCAGAUCAUUCUAAUGACAUGAAGAUGUCACCACAGGUCCAAGCUACAUUAUCAGACAUGGACAAAGUUCAAAGUCUACUAAAACAGGUUGUUAGAGAGUGGAGUGAAGAAGGGGAACAGGAAAGAACAACUUGUUUUCAGCCAAUAUUGAAUGAAAUUAUUUCCAGGUUUCCAAAUAGAGAAUGCAAUCCUCGAGACAUACAGAUCUUAGUUCCUGGUGCUGGCUUAGGACGUUUAGCUUAUGAAAUUGCUAGGAAAGGAUUUACUUGUCAAGGAAAUGAGUUCAGCCUGUUCAUGUUAUUUGCAUCAAAUUUUAUUCUAAAUAAAUGUAAAGGCGUUAACAUAUAUCAUAUCUAUCCUUGGGUACAUCAGUAUCACAACCAUUUAUCAUCUGAAGAUCAGAUCAGAGCGGCAUCCUUUCCAGAUUCAGAUCCAUCAGAUCUACCACCAGACUCAGAAUUUUCAAUGGCUGCUGGCAAUUUUGUGGAAAUUUACACAGAGUCAGAUACUUGGGAUUGUGUAGCCACAUGCUUCUUCUUGGAUACAGCAAAUAAUGUUGUGCUGUAUAUUGAAACCAUACAAAACAUCCUUAAGCCCGGUGGAUAUUGGAUCAACUUAGGCCCUCUUCUCUACCAUUAUGCAGAUCUACCUAAUGAAGACUCCAUUGAGCCAAGCUAUGAAGAAAUAAGAAGCAUUAUUCAGGCCUAUGGCUUUGAAUUUGUAAAAGAAGAAUUAGGCAUCAGAACACCAUAUACACAGAAUCCACGAUCGAUGAUGUUUUAUGAAUAUCGCAGCGUAUUUUUUGUGUGUAGAAAGACACUUUUGUGAUUGGAGUUUUGCCAGUAAUUUAUGUAUAUAAUAAUGAUUAACGACAAACUUUGUAUGUGUUACUAUAGGACUUCAGAACUAACAUCUUUUAUGUUUUAUUAUGAAAUCACAUAAAUUACAUCAAACAUGCUAUAUUUUGUAGUAGCACAAAGUUUGCACCACAUAUUUUUCAUAACCUAAACUCACUAUAUGUCUUAAUUAAAAAGUACUUUACUUAUCAAAAUUUUAAACUAGUAUAUUGAGAAAACUAAACAAGCCAUCAUAUAAAUAAAAGUCAUGAUUGUUACAUUAAGACCAUUUACUUCAGAAUUCUAGUAGCUAGAACAUUUGGGAUCUUUGCUUUUCAGAUCAGACUUUGGUUUCUUGUAAAGUCUACAAUUUAAAACUGUUAUGAGAAUAUAAGGCUGAUUCUUUCAAACAUGAGAUUCCUGGUAUUUUAAGUUUCAUCAUAAUUUCUUGCCACUAAUGUUGAAGAAAUAUCCAUGUUGUAAGCUAUUAUUAGAAUAGAACUCGCUAAUAGAGCUGGCAAUCUAGUCAUGGUAUCAUAAAAACAAAGCUGCACAUACACAGUGUGAAAUAUUUACUCGUAAUGAGUACUUAUUAAUAAGUAAAACAACUGUAUACAGUUAUUGGCAGCUGCCAAAAAAAUCCAUUAAGUAGUAGCAUCUGAAACACUUAAAUCCUACUUCUAGUACAUUUUGUGACACAUUUCAAAUGAGUUAUUGAAAUGGAAGAAGUGUGUAUAUAUAUAUAUAUAUAUAUAUAUAUAUAUAUGACAUUGGAAAACAUAGGUAAGAUUUUAGUUUGUGUAUCUUGUUCAGGUAAUUUCAUUAUGUUAAUACAUCAUCUAAAGCAAAAUAAGCAAGGUCUAUGAAUCCUUGAAAAGCUUGUAACUUUGGCAUUUCCACCUUGAAUUUUGUAAUUAUACCAUAGUGGCUUAUAAAUAUUAUAUUGUAUUCAUAUUAUUUACUUUAAUAUUGGAUGGUAAAAUAAUGUUUGUUUUAUACAACAGUUUGGUAAAAACAACUGUAAAUACAGUUCAUUGAGAGAUAGAACAGUGUAUUAUAAAGUAGUAUAAGUGAAAAAAUAUUGGAGAUAGAAAAAUGUAAUUUUGUAUUUGAAAUCAAUGAAAACCUAAUUAAGGUUGUAAUUAAUAUGAUCAGCAAAUUAGAUUCAUGACUCUCAUUUAAUUUUGAAAGGGCCCGGCAUGGCCAGGUAAUUAGGGCACUCGACUCAUGGGUUCAAAUCCCCAUCACACCAAACGUGCUCACCCUUUCAGCCAUGGGGGCAUUAUAAUGUGAUGGUCAAUCCCACU